This is a messenger RNA of Geosmithia morbida, 795 nucleotides long. Its product is annotated as Protein of unknown function (DUF1275). The coding region runs from base 1 to 795 and encodes 264 amino acids. The record is from RefSeq and is a predicted model, not a curated record. The transcript is spliced from 2 exons. Lineage: Eukaryota; Fungi; Ascomycota; Sordariomycetes; Hypocreales; Bionectriaceae.
AUGACUGCACAGGAAGAGACCGAGGUCAAGGUGCCCGUCGUUCUGGGUAAGCCUACCUCAAGGAACGUCAUCAUCCGACACUUUACGCAACAUGUCCGGUCAACGCUGUUCUCCGAGUUUCAACUCAUCCUCCUCACGUUCUGCACUGGCAUCCAAGAUGCCGUCACAUUCCCCGAGUACCACUGCUUCGCAUCCAACCAGACGGGUAACACAGUGUUCCUGAUACUAGCCCUGGUGACCCCGGCACUCGACGGCGACAUGUUCAUCACCAAGAACAUCGGCGCCGCCUUUGGGCUGUUCCUCGCGGGCGGCUGGCUGACGGGUCAGCUGAGCCACCUGAUCGGCCCGCGGAGGCGGUGGUGGCUCCUGCUGUGCAACCUGGUGCAGACGGCCUUGGUCUUCACGGCUGCCGCCAUCCAGUGGACCCGCCCCGUCGUACCCUCGGACCAGUGGGCCCUCCUCGUCGUCGGCCUCCUGGCCUUCGCCGCGGGGAGCCAGGUGGUUCAAUCGCGCAGCCUGGCCAUGACCGAGAUCAGCACGGCGAUGGCCACGGCUGCGUGGGUCGACCUCAUGAUCGACCAGAGGCUCCUGUGCCUUUCCGGUAACCGUCCGCGUAACCGCCGUGUGGCGUUCCUCAUCGCCCUCGUCCUGGGUUCCCUGUGUGGGGCGUUUAUCCACCGCGAGGUCGGGCCUGCUGUGGCAAUCCUGGUAUCCGCAUCGGGAAAACUGCUCGUGUGUCUCAUGUACCUGUUUGCCGGGUCUGAGAGGGACCCUCUUAACCAGUCCAUGGUGUAA